Messenger RNA from Linnemannia hyalina, 3486 nucleotides. The record is from the annotation of a GenBank genome assembly. Lineage: Eukaryota; Fungi; Mortierellomycota; Mortierellomycetes; Mortierellales; Mortierellaceae.
AUGGAGACUACUUGCGCCAAACCAGCCCCCGAGACUUUGAUGCAGAAGGCUACUUUGCAGGAUUCCAGGACCAGCGAAAGGCCAGAUCAAUAUGGUCCUCCACCCAAGUCUUACAGGAAGCAGUUGGACAAGACUCGGGCGCAGGCUGAAGUUGUCUUGGACUCUGUCCACAAGCAUCAAGCGAAGAUUCUGGAUCAUUCAUACAAAGAUCUAUGUCAUACCUUGCAGAGGCGCGAAGAAACUUUUACGGAAACGAAAAGCUCGACCAGCGUUGCCAGCACAUCGCGUCAUGAUCAUGUUGAGACUGUUACAUUAACCCAGGAACAUAAGGAGAAAGAGCUAGUUGAUAAUUCCGCUCUACUCGACACGUCAACAGGCGGUGCGCCCGACAAGGAUGACUCGGCCAAAUCGGACAGGGGCAGGGCUAAUUUGGAUCUGGAGAAGGGUGUUAAAGAAAAGGCGGCCACAAAGGACGACGCAUCGACAGUGGUAGAAUCAGAGGAAGAGGAGACCGACGAUAUCGAAGACGGAUUUUUUUGGGCGCCAUUCACGGAGCAGGAUCGAAAGUCAUUUGCCAGCACUUUUCUCAAGAUCCAAAACAAAGUUCUCUUGCCAAGCGGGAACCAUGUCGAGGACGUGUUAUUCGCCGCUGGUGCCACGAAGAAGCAACAUGGUCUGCUGCACUCCUUUAUUAUCGAUGUUGAUGACGACUCUGUUCGGGAACUGUUUCAGGAGGAGGACUGGACAUUCAUCAUGAAAGAGCAGGAUAUGGCUGUAGGACAGGAUGAUCAAGAUAUUGUCGGGACUCUGGACGCUCUCAAGGAUGCAGGCAGCGCUGAAGCGAUUAUGGAGAUUCUGAACCACCGACACCCUCGUCUUGGAAAAGCCUACCGGAUAGAUCAUGACUACAACUUUAAGUGGCUCUUUGAUUCAGUCUCCAAAUGGAUAGACAUCUACACGAUGCCAUUCUCAGUUUUUACAUCGGAUGCAACGCUGGAGUACUUUUGGAGAUCCCAGGUCUGGGGAGUACUGGAUACGCUGUUCUACGACAUACCCAACACAUUGAUGAUUGGCGGUGAGGGACAUGGAAUCGAAUCCAAAGAAAGAAGGAAUCAGCAACAACCAGGUCGUGCUUUGAGGAAGGCAGGAGGAUCAAAAUCCGAUGGCUACUUGCGCUCAUUUGGAUCCACCAAGUCUGAUUGGUUGACUAUUGAGGGUGCGAGAAACUGGGACCCGUUCGCAAAGAAGUAUAAGUCGGAAGCCUAUUGGAAGCUGGCGCGGCAAAUGCAUGAUAUCUUCCGUGCGAGGACAGCAGAUCAAGACCCAAGUACUCUGAAAAACUUUCGAACAUACGGACUCAUUUUCGGAGGACCAACGAUACAGAUUCAUGUCAUGUCAUCCCUUGGAGGAGCAUCGGCCGUAUUUCGACGACGGAGACCAUUGACACUGGCAGCCAGUAUCGAGUCGUUUGAGGAGAAUGUUGUGAUGUUGGAAAUAUUUAUGCUUCUUAAACGUGAUAUUGUGAGAACUCUGACACCGCAGAGAAAGAGAGUAUCCGCCAUGGAUCUCUUCAAAGGAACAACCACUAUCUUAGAUUCAGAACCGAUAUCGUUCACGAUUCCACUUGCACACCCUAAGCGCUCAUUCAAGCAACGGGUGCGACGACUCGGCUUUGUCACCUCAGGAGCACCAGCUUCCAUCGCCUCAGCAACAACCGCCAUCCUCGUCGCUAAACGGAUCCACCUGGACCCCUCGGCCUCUACCUCCUCGUCGAUCACUUCAUCCAACCCCACGUUCGAUAUGAAGCCAGAGUCGGAAUCGCGCCACCACCACAACGGCACUCACGCUACUUCUUCAGACGACAAAAACGGACACAGUGCUGCGCCAAUGUCGAUGAAUGUCGAUGGUGUCGACGCUGACACCACACCCUCAGGAUUUAGUCGUCUGGAGUUAGUACGGUUAAUGGUGCAGUCUCUCCAAAGCCUUGGAUACCAGAAAUCUGCCAACGAACUCGAAGCAGAGUCUGGAUUCCAGCUGGAGAGCCCGGCAGUAACACGGUUCAGGAACAGUGUCCUCCAGGGUGAUUGGAAUACGGUCGAAACGCUGAUCGGAGACCUCAACCUUGACACGACACAUGAACUCUCGGUCAAGUUUUUGAUUCGGGAACAAAAGUUUCUGGAGCUGCUGGAGAGACGCGAUAUUAAGAACGCUUUGAUUGUGUUACGAUCCGAGUUGACCCCUCUGAAUCAGAACAUGGACCGUGUCCACUCCCUCACAAGCUAUAUGAUGAGCAGCAGUCAGGAAGAUCUUCGUCAGCGUGCCAACUGGGAUGGUGUCAAUGGAUCAUCGCGUCAGAAUUUGCUCUCUUCAUUGCAAAAGUUCAUUUCGCCAGCAGUGAUGGUGCCUGAGAACCGUUUGGAGACCAUGUUAAAGCAGGCAGUGGACCAUCAGAUCAAGAACUGCUUCUACCACGACAAUCGCAAUACCUCCAAGAGCCUCUAUAGUGACCAUAUUUGCGACAAGACAGGCAUUCCGACAGUGACAAGACAGGUCCUAGAGAGGCACACAAACGAGGUGUGGUACAUUUCUUUUUCACACGACGGAAAGUACCUCGCCUCGGCGUCUGCUGACAGCAAGAUCAUUAUCUGGGAUCUGGAGACAUUCCAACCGAUGCACACGCUCCAGGGUCACAGCAACAAGGUGUCCUGCUGCGCCUGGUCUCCAAAUGACACGCAACUCCUAACAGCAGGCUACGACAGGACUGUCAAACUUUGGGACAUUCAGACUGCUACUUUAAAGUCGACCUUUCCUCACCACAGCGACGUUGUUACAUGCCUGGGAUGGCUUCCCGACGGAGAAAGGUUUGUCUCUGGCAGUGAAAAGAACUUGUUCCUGAUGGCAACGGCAGGAAACUUGCUCCGACAGUGGCCAUUCCCGGUCAGAGACUUGGCCAUCUCUGCAGACGGACAGACAUUGGUGGCAAUGGGCGGCACCAUCAUCCGGAUGAUCAGCCUUGUCGAUUUUACCGAAGUCAGCAAACUGGAAGAGACGGAUGGUAUUACCGCGAUCAGCUUGUCCAAGGACGGACAAUUCCUUCUUGUCAACACCACCGUCAAGCCUGCACAAUUGCCGAUGCAUAGAGAAAUUCACUUGUGGAAUCUCCCUGAGGGACGAAUUGUACGAAAGUACUCAGGAUACAAGCAGGGUCUGUUUGUUAUUAGGUCGUGCUUUGGAGGGUGGGAUGAGCGGUUCGUGAUCAGUGGAAGCGAAGACUCAAAGGUGUAUAUCUGGCACCGUGAGAAUGGCAAUUUGAUCCAGACGCUAGAUGGACAUGAUCGUUCAGUGACCAUGGUUGCGUGGAACCCUACCAACCCGACCAUGUUUGCCUCUGCAAGCGACGAUAACACUGUCCGGAUAUGGGGCACCCCCGAGGAUAUUGAGGUGGACUCUGCCCAAAUUCUGAACGGGGACAGUGGCUCGGAAUAG